This is a messenger RNA of Lipotes vexillifer (Yangtze River dolphin), 1524 nucleotides long. It is a transcript of the gene PLPP4, whose product is annotated as phospholipid phosphatase 4. Gene Ontology annotation, biological process: phospholipid metabolic process; phospholipid dephosphorylation. Gene Ontology annotation, cellular component: membrane. NCBI's taxonomy places the organism in Eukaryota, Metazoa, Chordata, Mammalia, Artiodactyla, Lipotidae. The transcript is spliced from 7 exons. The record is from RefSeq and is a predicted model, not a curated record. Bases 351 to 1166 code for a protein of 271 amino acids. Gene Ontology annotation, molecular function: phosphatidate phosphatase activity.
CGGGCUUCCCCUCGCCUGGCCGCGAGCGCACGGCGAGGGCUCAGGACGCGGAGGCGGUGCCCGGCGCAGGGGAGCGGGGAGUCCCCGAGGCGUCCUCCGCUCGGGGCCGGGAGCGUCGGGAGCGGCCAGCGCGUCGUCCCUGAGCCCCGGAGCCUCAGGCAGGAGGUUUGGGCUGAGCCCUCCCCGCCGCCCGCCCCUCCGGGCGCCCGCCCCCCGCCCCCGCCCCCGCCCGCGGCCUGGAGCGCGCCUCUCUCGGCGCCCGGGGUCUGGAGAGCCGGCGCCGGCCGAGCUGCGGGGGAGCCGCGGAUAGCACCAGCCGCAGCCGCCGCGGGAGCUGCUCCGGCCGCACCAUGCGAGAACUGGCCAUCGAGAUCGGGGUCCGAGCCCUGCUUUUCGGGGUCUUCGUUUUUACGGAGUUCUUGGAUCCAUUCCAGAGAGUCAUCCAGCCAGAGGAGAUCUGGCUCUAUAAAAAUCCUUUGGUGCAGUCAGACAACAUACCUACCCGCCUCAUGUUUGCAAUUUCUUUCCUCACACCUCUGGCUGUUAUUUGUGUGGUGAAAAUUAUCCGGCGAACAGACAAGACUGAAAUUAAGGAAGCCUUCCUAGCCGUGUCCUUGGCUCUUGCUUUGAAUGGAGUCUGCACAAACACUAUUAAAUUAAUAGUGGGAAGACCUCGCCCCGAUUUCUUUUACCGCUGCUUUCCAGAUGGAGUGAUGAACUCGGAAAUGCACUGCACAGGUGACCCCGACCUGGUGUCCGAGGGCCGCAAAAGCUUCCCCAGCAUCCAUUCCUCCUUUGCCUUCUCGGGACUUGGCUUCACGACGUUUUACUUGGCGGGCAAGCUGCACUGUUUCACCGAGAGUGGGCGGGGCAAGAGCUGGCGGCUCUGUGCCGCCAUCCUGCCCCUGUACUGUGCCAUGAUGAUCGCCCUGUCCCGCAUGUGCGACUACAAACAUCACUGGCAAGAUUCAUUUGUUGGUGGAGUCAUUGGCCUCAUUUUUGCCUACAUUUGCUACAGACAGCACUACCCGCCUCUGGCCAACACAGCUUGUCACAAACCCUACGUCAGUCUACGAGUCCCGCCGUCGCUGAAGAAAGAUGAGAGGCCCACGGCCGACAGCGCACCCAGCCUGCCCCCUGAGGGGAUCACCGAGGGCCCCGUAUGACUGGGACCUCGGAGGACGGUCGCUGAGCCCAGGCCACGCUCUACCACCUAUCGUAACACAGUAGACGAGGUUUUCUGUAGUGUGUUCCUCAUCAGUUGUUUAUCCAAGUUGUCCUUCUGCUUCCAUUUUGCCGACGGUGUUCCUGCUACUUUUAAAUGUCUGCUUUCAGCUCUCCUGAAUUUGCGAGGGAAGGACCCAGGAACGUUCUCUGAGAGACCUCUGGGUUUGGAAGGAGGCUGCAAGGGUGGGCGGGCACAGCUUGGUCGAUUCCUCCAUCUGAAAUGUUUUCUAUCGCAGGCGCCGUCCUAUGAUUUCAUGGUUGUAAAGCAUAAUAAAAUGUCGCACCUGGAAGACGUGG